CGGAGUAAUAUCGAAAAUUAUGGCCGUUGCGCAUAGUCUCCUCAAGAGACUGUGUCGCGAAGCGAAAAUUCCACCUCCUCGCACCGAGAAAUCGCUGCGGAUAUCGUCGCGAAAAGCGAGUCUACAUGGUAGUCUGCCGGAUUCAGAUUUUGCGACUGGUGUCAAUCUCAUUUAUUAUAAAUGCAAUAACGAAACUCCUGCAACGAUCGCCUACCCUAUCACAGCGCCAAAAGAGAUGUUAAAAGUGUUAGAAGAUAAGCGGACAAUCUUUUACAUCUUUGGAUAUACGCAAUCUCCGGAAAACGAAUAUGUCCAGUUAAUGAUGGAAGCACUCUGUUAUGAAAGAACGGACAACAUUGUGUUACUCGAUUGGAGUAAAUAUUCUAAGGACACUUACUGGAGGUCUUUCCAAAACGGCGAAAAAGUAGGCAGUUUGUUCGCACAAAGUAUACGACUGCUUAUAAAUAGCGGCCUCGAUAUAUCAAAGAUUUAUAUCGUCGCGCACUCCUUGGGUGCCCACAUAGCUGGUUUUGCCGGUAAAUGCAACGACUUUGUAAUACCUCGCAUCACAGGAUUGGAUCCCGCAAAUCCUUUGCUAUUUCCUUUCGGAUGCUAUCUCACGCCCACAGAUGCAGCGUGGAUCGAUAUCAUUCAUACGGACAUGGGAAUAAUUGGCACUGCCACCUCUAUGGGAACAGCGGAAUUUUACGUAAACGGUGGUAUUCGCCCUCAACCUGGUUGCAAGUUAAUUGGCUUACCAUUAAUCAACACCGCUAUUUGCAGUCAUGAAAGAUCAGUCGUACUGUAUGCAGACUCGAAACGUCACCCUACAGAAUUUAUUGCGGUACAGUGUCCUUCCUAUGCUGAUUAUAAAGAAAAUAAAUGCAAAGGCAACCGGCAGACUUAUGUUGGAUAUGCUGCAUCGAAUGUACGCGGAUCAUUUUAUCUCCAUACAGGAGCUUUAUAAUGAAAACUAUUUGUUACACUUAAAACCGUUUCAUUAUUUUGAGAAAAAUGAGAGUCUAAUAUUUAAAAAUAUAUUAUUUUCUGUAACAAAAACAAAUAUAUAU
Molecule: messenger RNA, 1070 nt
Organism: Formica exsecta
Lineage: Eukaryota; Metazoa; Arthropoda; Insecta; Hymenoptera; Formicidae
Product: lipase member H-like
Exons: 7
Coding region: 20-967 (315 amino acids)
Molecular function (GO): lipase activity
Source: RefSeq, a predicted model, not a curated record